This is a messenger RNA of Leptinotarsa decemlineata (Colorado potato beetle), 511 nucleotides long. Its product is annotated as pro-resilin. Gene Ontology annotation, cellular component: extracellular matrix. The record is from RefSeq and is a predicted model, not a curated record. NCBI's taxonomy places the organism in Eukaryota, Metazoa, Arthropoda, Insecta, Coleoptera, Chrysomelidae.
GUUUGGCCACUUCACAUGACGCAUUCUAUGAUGGUUUCCACCUUGAGUUCAUUUGUUUCAUUUUUGAUUGCUACAUCAGUAACGAUCUUAGCAGCACCACAAUUUUUCUCCCAAAAAGUACCUACAUAUACUAAUGAACUCCCAACGCCAUAUGAAUAUCAGUACAAAGUUGAAAACCCACCAACAAACACUUUCUAUGGCAAGAACGAAGCUGGAGAUAUAGCAGGGAGAGUUGCAGGAUCUUAUUAUGUAUAUUUACCAGAUGGUCGUCUUAUGACAGUUGACUAUUCGGUAAAUGGAGAAUCUGGUUUUGUACCUAAAAUAUCUUUCUCAAGGCAAUCACCAUAUCAAGGAAGGAAGUAGAAGAAGAGACUAACAACAAUGUUAUAUUUUGUAAGAAUGAAUCAAAAAAGAAAUAUUAUAAUUCCAUGCAUCAUAUUUCAAGCAACUUCUUUUGUUUAAACAAUUUCAAAAGCAUGUAAUGAAAGCAAUAAACUCUUUCUCGCAGUAA